Molecule: messenger RNA, 4342 nt
Organism: Musa acuminata AAA Group (dessert banana)
Lineage: Eukaryota; Viridiplantae; Streptophyta; Magnoliopsida; Zingiberales; Musaceae
Product: probable leucine-rich repeat receptor-like protein kinase At1g35710
Exons: 2
Coding region: 95-4117 (1340 amino acids)
Biological process (GO): protein phosphorylation
Molecular function (GO): protein binding; ATP binding; protein kinase activity
Source: RefSeq, a predicted model, not a curated record
GGAGUAAAACCUAUAAAUAAAAGGCCCCUCAUCUCUUCGCUCAAACCCACAACAACAUUUCUGCACUGCUGUCUUCUUCAGCUGCACCACCGUCAUGCCAUCUCAACUCUACAGAAGUUCUCUUCCGGCCAACCUCCUCUGGCUACUGGUAUUGCUCUCUCCUUUUCUUGUUCUUGUAACAGCAACUUCACUAGGGUCCCAAGCGAGGGCUCUAUUACACUGGAAGUCCACCCUCCAAGGUGGGCAAUUGCUGGCAUCCUGGAACAUCGACUCCCGUCCUUGCAACUGGACUGGGGUUGCAUGCAGCGUCACACGUAAGGGCCGCUUGGUCAUCACCGACGUGCAUCUGCCAGAUAUGAGCUUAGCAGGGCCACUUGAUGCAUUUAAUUUUUCGUCGUUGGGAUCACUCGCCACUCUCAACCUCAGUUGCAACCGGCUCAAUGGAACUAUUCCCCCUGCCAUCGCCACCCUCUCGCAGCUGGUAACGCUUGAUCUCACUGGCAACCUGUUCGUGGGCAGAAUCCCGAUCGAGAUGGGCUCAAUGAAGGGGCUCCAAUUCUUAAGCCUGAGUCAAAAUCAAAUAAUGAGUUCAGUACCUCCAUCGUUGAGUAACCUUAGUGGCCUUACGCACUUGGACCUGGGACAAAAUAAGCUUAGGGGUGUCAUCCCCAGGGAGCUGGGGAGACUCGAGAAGUUAAGCUUUUUGGAACUUGGGGACAACCAACUAUCUGGCUCCAUUCCUCCCAGUUUAGGGAACCUGACAAAACUGUAUCACUUGGCUCUUUAUGAAAACCAGUUAACUGGAUCCAUCCCUCCACAAUUAGGAGAUUUAAGAGACUUGGUUUACUUUUCACUCUCUAAUAAUAGUUUAACUGGUACCCUUUUUUUCAUCUUAGGAAACCUAACCAAGUUACAGUAUUUAUUCUUGUGGAGAAAUCAUCUUUCUGGUUUCCUCCCUUUUGAAAUUGGAAAUUUAAUUACGGUCUCCUAUCUAGACCUCUCGAGUAAUAUAUUAACAGGUCCUAUCCCUUCCACCAUAGGAAACAUGAGUAACUUGAACAUACUUCAUCUUUUUGAUAAUGAGUUAUCGGGCUUUAUUCCUCCCGAGAUCGGAAAUCUCCUAGAGAUUACCAAUCUCUCUCUCCAAAUGAACAUAUUAGGAGGUCAGAUUCCUUUUUCAUUAUGCAACUUAACCAAACUACAGUCUUUGUUUCUAUGGAAAAAUCAACUUUCUGGAUCCAUCCCUCAUGAGAUUGGAAAUCUAAUUGAGGUUUCAAAUCUUGAUCUCUCGAGUAAUAUGUUAACCGGUCAUAUCCCUUCCACCAUAGGAAAUAUGAGUAACUUGAACAUACUUUAUCUUUUUGAUAAUGAGUUAUCGGGCUCUAUUCCUCCUCAGAUUGGAAAUCUCCUAGAGAUUACCAAUCUCUCUCUCCAAAUGAACAUGUUAGGAGGUCACAUCCCUUUCUCAUUAUGUAACUUAACCAAGCUACGAUCUUUUUUUCUAUGGAAAAAUCAACUUUCUGGAUCCAUCCCUCCUGAAAUUGGAAAUCUAAUUGAGGUUUCCAAUCUUGACCUCUCGAGUAAUAUGUUAACCGGUCUCAUCCCUUCCACCAUAGGAAACAUGAGUAAUUUGAAUAUUCUUUAUCUUUUUGACAAUGAGUUAUCAGGCUCUAUUCCUAUUGAGAUGGGAAAUCUUCUAAAGAUUACUAAUCUCUCUCUCCAAAUGAACAUGUUAGGAGGUCGCAUCCCUUUUUCAUUAUGCAAUUUAACCAAACUACAGUCUUUGUUUCUAUGGAAAAAUCAACUUUCUGGUUCUAUCCCUCGUGGGAUUGGAAAUCUAAUUGAGGUUUUCAAUCUUGACCUCUCAAGCAAUAUGUUAACAGGUUUUAUCCCUUUCUCUCUGGGAAAUAUGAGCAAGUUGAAUAUCCUUCAUCUUUAUGAGAAUAAAUUGUCAGGCCCUAUACCUCCAUCUCUUGGAAACUUAAGGAACCUUACUGACCUUCGUUUAUUCAGAAAUAGACUAUCUGGAUCAUUACCUCCGGAGAUGAACAACAUCAUAGGUUUGACAUCGCUUCAAUUGUCAAACAACAACUUCUCCGAUUAUUUGCCUGCGGACAUAUGCAAAGGAGGAGCCCUGUCAUACCUCGCAGUGAGCAACAACAGAUUCCAAGGUCCUAUCCCCAUGACCUUGAAGAAUUGUACGGGAUUAAGCAGGCUCUACCUUCAUCAUAACCAACUCACAGGAGCUAUAUCUCACUAUUUGGGAGUCUAUCCGCAUCUUUGGUAUGUGGAUCUCAGCUUCAAUAGAUUGUCUGGAACACUCUCGCCUGACUGGGGAAGAUGGCACAACCUGACAUGCCUAAGAGUCUCAAAUAACAACAUCACUGGAGUGAUACGGCCAGAGUUUGGGCACUUGUCGAACCUACAAGAACUGGACCUUUCCUCAAACCACCUGCAAGGAGAGAUCCCAAAGAGCUUGGGAAACCUGGCGUAUCUUUAUAACCUGAGCCUGAGCAACAAUCGACUUGUUGGAGAGGUACCAGUGGAGUUGGGAAGGAUGUCAAAUCUUCAACUUCUUGAUUUGUCGACAAACGGAUUGACAGGAAGGAUACCGUAUCAAAUCGGCAAUUGCAUGAAACUCCAACUUCUGAAGCUGAACAACAACAAUCUCAGUGGAAGCAUCCCUUUGGAGAUCGGCAAUCUGGUGUACCUUCAAGAAGCACUCGACCUCAGCCACAACUCACUGACAGGGGAGAUACCGUCGCAACUCGGCAAGUUGUCGAUGUUGCAGCAUUUGAAUCUGUCGCAGAAUGGCUUCACCGGUGGCCUUCCAUCAUCUUUGAAGGACAUGGUUAGCUUGUCCGUCAUAGAUGUAUCACACAACGAAUUGGAGGGGCCUGUGCCUGAUAGCCCGUUUUUCCGUAAAGCUCCACUGGAGUGGUUCCUCCACAACAAAGGCUUGUGCGGGGUCGUCAAAGGCUUGCCUCCAUGUGUUUCAUCCGCUACGAGAAGAAAUGAUGAAAGCAAGCACCACAAAGUAGUCGUUAUCUUAGCUAUCACUGCUUCCAUGGUCUUCAUUCUUCUAUCACUCAUGAUCGUUGGAGCUGCCUUGCAAUUCCGAAAGAGGAAGAAACAGUCGCUACCUGUUCAAGAUAACGGCAACAGAGAAGGUGCAUUCUGCAUACUGAGUUUUGACGGAAGAUACGCGUACAAGGACAUCAUUGAAGCCACAGAAGAUUUCAACGACAAAUACUGUAUCGGAACUGGUGCCUGUGGCAGUGUUUAUAGAGCCAAAUUAACCAGCGGCAAGGUGCUAGCAGUGAAGAAAAUUCACCAACAGGAGAUCGAGAAUACAUCGAAUGAGACACCCUUUCAAAACGAAAUACAAACACUCACUCGAAUUCGGCAUCGGAACAUCGUCAAGCUCUACGGAUUCUGCUCCUCUACUCGGCACAAGUUUCUGGUGUACGAGUAUAUGGAGAGAGGAAGUCUGGGAUCCAUCCUCAGAAGCGAAGCUGCAGCAGCUGAACUGGACUGGGUGAAGAGGGUGGAUGUUGUCAAGGAUGUGGCUCGUGCUCUCUCCUACAUGCAUCAUGAUUGCGACCAACCCAUCGUUCAUCGGGAUAUAACCAGCAACAAUAUUCUGCUCGAUUCAGAAUUCAAGGCUUGUGUUUCUGACUUCGGCAUCGCUCGACUCCUGCAGCCGGAUUCAUCGAAUUGGAGCAUGAUUGCUGGCACGCAUGGUUACUUAGCACCUGAGCUUGCUUACAGAAUGAGAGUGACCACCCAAUGCGAUGUGUACAGUUUCGGAGUGGUCACGCUUGAGUUGCUGAUGGGAACUUAUCCGGGAGAGUUCAUCUCUGUUCUUCCUUCUUCCGCCGCCCAAAGCAGCUCUGUGAAAACUAUAUUAGACCAGCGCGUACCGCUUCCUACUGCCGAAGCUGCGGAUGAAGUGGUUGCAGUGUUAAGGUUGGCAAUUCGCUGCGUGGACGACAACCCAGAAACCCGGCCAACGAUGAAGCACAUCUUCUACAAGUUGUCGACACCGAAGACGCACCCAAACCUCCCAUCUCUUGAUUCCUUGAAGCUUUCAGACUUGAGGAAUGGUGAAAGAUGAUCGAUCCAGUGGACUUCUCUUCCAUCGGUUGCGUCUCAUACUGACUGACGUCUUAAACGUUUGAUCUUUCUCGUCAUGGUUAUGUAGUCGAGCAUCAUUUUGCUUCACUGUUUUAUCCAUUACAUUUGAUGUUGUAAUAGAUUUAGCUUUGUCGAUGUAAAAACCCCGACCCAGGAAAAUUGGAGAUGCUACAACCUUGCAAUCCUAUAGGUUUUCAUGUACCAA